ACGCAGCACGGUUCAUGCACACCGUCCCCGCAGUCUCCCGCACACAGCCGCUACCUGCCAGGCGGAAUGGACGUCUCCCCCUGGACCCCGAGCUUCAUCCUCAGCCCAGCGGAGCCGCGGCAGAAGCCAGGCCCGACAUGACAGCUCCGGACCGGGACAGGAAAGCUCGCCCGCCGCCGCGGCUCCGCGCCCGGCCGGAGGCGGCGUGGGCUGCGGGGCGCUACGCGGUACUCGUCGCCCUGUGCGCCCUCUGCUACGGAAACUCUCUCCACGGGGAGCUGGUGCACGACGAUGUGUGGGCGAUCAUCAACAACCCGGACGUCCGACUGGGAUCCAGCCUCGGAAACAUCUUCAGCAACGACUUCUGGGGGAAGAGGAUGGCGGACAACACGAGCCACAAGUCCUACAGACCUCUGUGCAUCCUCACCUUCAAGUUGAACAUCCUGCUGGGCGGCAUGACUCCCCUCUUCUUCCACCUCGUCAACGUGUGUCUGCACUGUGCCGUCACCUGCCUGCUCAUGCACACUUGCGAACGCUGUACCUUCGAAGACUCUCGCCUGGCCUUCGUCACGGCGCUCUUCUUCGCCGUGCACCCCGUCCACACGGAGGCGGUGUCUGGGAUCGUGGGCAGGGCUGACGUCUUGGCCUGUCUGCUGUUCUUGCUGACGUUCCUCUCCUACAUCAGGAGUGUGGGGGCGAGCGUCUCCGAGGACUCCUUCCCCCCCACCGUGUCUCCGUGUUGCCUCCUCGUCAGCUUGUUGCUGGGUACCUGUGCCAUGCUGGUGAAGGAGACGGGCGUCACCGUGUUCGGCGUGUGCGUACUGUACGACGCCCUGGUGCUGUGCCGCCGACCACUCAUCCACCACCUGUCCAGCUCCAGACUCAGGGACCUCCUCCACAUCUGCAGCCCCCUCAUCAAACGAGCCUGCCUUAUCUCGGCCUUUGUGGUGAUCAUCAUGACGGUCAGACUGUGGCUGAUGGGAGGAUCCAUGCCUCUCUUCUCUGAGCAGGAUAACCCCGCCUCCUUUUCACCUCACCUGCUCACCAGGAUCCUGACCUACUCAUACCUGCUCUCCUUCAACGCCUGGCUGCUGCUGGCCCCUGUCGUGCUAUGUUAUGACUGGCAGGUGGGAAGCAUCCCCCUGGUGGAGUCGCUGGGUGACGUUCGUAGCGUUGCAACGGUGCUGCUGGCCGUGGUGAUGCUGGCUCUCUGCCUGCACUGCGUCUUCUCUUUGCAGAGACAGGAGAGCAGGGAGGUGCUCGUGGGUUUGCUGUUCCUGGUGUUUCCCUUCAUCCCCGCCAGCAACCUGUUCUUCAGGGUCGGCUUCGUCGUGGCUGAGAGGGUUCUCUACAUGCCCAGUAUGGGUUACUGCGUCCUGGUGGCUCACGGUCUGGGCCGGCUGUGUUCGGUGGUGGGUCGUUGGGGCACCACGGUCCUCAGCGUCUCCACGCUGCUGCUGCUCCUCCUCUUCUCCUGGAAAACCGUCCAGCAGAACCACGUCUGGCUCUCCAGGGAGGCCCUUUUUCGCUCUGGUAUCCAGACUCUGCCUCACAAUGCCAAAGUCCACUAUAACUACGCCAACUUCCUGAAGGACAGCGGGCGGCACGAGGAGGCCAUCCACCACUACACCACCGCCCUCAGGUUGUACCCCCGUCACGCCAGCGCCAUGAACAACCUCGGCACUCUGACCCGUAGCCCUGAGGAGGCAGAGCGCUACUACAGGAAAGCUCUGGAAACCAACCCUCAGCACAACCGAGCUCUGUUUAACCUGGGAAACCUCCUCAAGUCCCAGGGAAAGGAGAAGGAGGCUGAGACUCUACUGAGGGAUUCGAUACGGUUCGGCCCACAUUUUGCCGACGCCUAUUCCAGCCUGGCUUCUCUCUACGCCGAGCAGAAACGCUUUGCUGAAGCCAAUGAAGUGUACCUCAAAGGUAUAGAGAACUGUCCAGACAGCUCCGACCUCCAUAAUAACUACGGAGUGUUUCUGGUGGAUACAGGGGAAGGUGAGCUAGCAGCGGCUCAUUACCAGCAAGCUGUGAGACUCAAACCUGCACACUAUGUUGCCAUGGUGAACCUGGGCCGGCUGCUUAGAUCGUCCAAUGAGAACAAAGAAGCCGAGUCCUGGUACAAAAGAGCACUGCAGGUGACGAGGAAGGUGGACAUUCUGACUCCACUUGGCGCUCUGUACUAUAACACGGGGCGCUAUGAGGAGGCUCUGCAGGUAUACCGAGAGGCCGCCGCCCUGCAGCCAAACAGUGCCGACAUCUGGCUGGCUCUAGCUCAGGUCUUAGCCAUGGCCGGUCGAACCAAAGAGGCAGAGAGGAUGACGCAGGACAUCAUCUCCAGAGAGGGCAGCUGUAUCGAAUGUUACCGCCUCCUGUCUGCCAUCUACAGCAAGAGAAGAAACUACACAGAGGCCCUGGAUGCUCUGGACCGGGCCCUGCAGCAGAAUCCCAGCGAUCUGACGGUGAGAGCAGAGCUAUAUUUCUCCAAAGGAAACCAGCUGAGAGAGAUGAACCAGCUGGACCGAGCCUUCCAGAGCUACAAGCUGGCUGUGGAGCUCAAACCAGACCAGUCUCAGGCCUGGAUGAACAUGGGAGGGAUUCAGCACAUUAAGGGGGACUAUGCAGCAGCCAGGAUGUACUACCAGAGAGCCCUGCUCCUGAGUCCUGGGUCCAAACUCCUGAAGGAAAACCUCGCCAAGCUGGACCGGCUGGAGCGGAAACUGACUGGUGGAGCGUAGACCACCAUGAUCCACCAGGCGCUCUCUAUCCUGGGCGGGGAGAUCGGUAUGGAGCAGGGUCACCGUCCGGCUCAGCCCUCUGGGGCCAAAAGACAAGCCGCCGGCCCACUUGGUGUAAUGAACUGUCGGCCUGUCAGAGCAGAGGAGCCGGACUGAAGAGACCGCUCCGGCCAGAGAAACAUUUACCAGGGCCGCAGAGAGAAGGAGGCGGCUGAUCGAGGAGCCUGUCUGCCUCCGUGCACACACACACACACGCACGCACGCACACACACACACACACACACACUUAGUGACAGAUUAUAAGUCGGCCCUUCUUCAUGUGUUUAUGUCCCUGCAGUGAAAGGGUGUGAACAUGUUUUUCUUAUGAAGGGAACGAGCUCCGAUGUUCAUACGUGACCUCUGGAGACAACAGAGAUCAAACCUUCUCUCGAGGCCAUCGUUCAAACUUCCAACCAAUCAGAGCAGAGGAAAGGAAGGAUGCCACGACAUCAUCACAUUUUCCGUUUCUAUGCAAAGUCAACAACUUCAUUUGACGUUCGACAACAUUUUGUCAUUUCAAAAUAAAAGCAACUUGAAAUUGGCAAAAAAAGCGAUUAUCCUGGAUAUUUUCAGUCAGAAAAAUCAUUGUAAUAUGAUACAUUUCAUACAUUCGACAUCAGCUAAAAUAUUUAGAUUAAGACUGAUAAGAGAAAACCUCAAAUUGUGUUCCUGCCAAUCACAACUAAAUCUGAUUUAGAGUGUCAAAAUAAAACCACUAGAAAUUUUGCAUUUUUUCAAUGAUUUCUCUAAUUGAAAAUAUCCAGGAUGAACGCUGAUUUUUUGCUGAUUUCAAGUUGCUUUUAUUUUGAAAUUACACGCCAGAAUCAGCUGUGAUUAGCUCGAUUACAUUGUGAGGUUGUUCUCUAUGGAUCACGUGUCAUCCUGAUGUCAUCGGUAAAACAAUAAAUCGUGCAGCCCUAGUGCCGACCGUCUGUUUUCAGAAACGCCUCGUGUAUUUGAUGAGUUCAGAUGCUCAUGCAGCAUGUAGAGGAAAUAGUUCAACACUUUUAUUUUAACCCCUCCCGGAGUCUGUAAAUCUGUCAGAUUAUAUGUCCUAUUAGAAGACUCAUAACAGCCUCCUCCUCCUCCUCCUCAGACCGAAACCACGUUGGAGGCCCUGAUACGAAGAGCCAUCUGCAGAUGUGAUGAGCUUGUGUGCGCCUGUGAGCAUCUUGCGUACGUUAGCCUCUGAUGGUCGCUGUUCGGUCACUUGUUGUGGUUUCGUUGACAGUGAUGUUGAUUGUGAAAGAGUUUUGCUGUGGAUGAAAAUGAAGUGACGAGUGUGAUGACUGAGUCGCACCAAGAAAAUAAAGUAUAUGUUUUUAUUAAA
Messenger RNA from Notolabrus celidotus (New Zealand spotty), 4113 nucleotides. RefSeq names its product transmembrane O-mannosyltransferase targeting cadherins 1 (gene tmtc1). The transcript has 19 exons. Bases 15 to 2744 code for a protein of 909 amino acids. NCBI's taxonomy places the organism in Eukaryota, Metazoa, Chordata, Actinopteri, Labriformes, Labridae. Gene Ontology annotation, molecular function: mannosyltransferase activity; protein binding. The record is from RefSeq and is a predicted model, not a curated record. Gene Ontology annotation, biological process: protein O-linked glycosylation via mannose; RNA processing.